Molecule: messenger RNA, 1425 nt
Organism: Psilocybe cubensis
Lineage: Eukaryota; Fungi; Basidiomycota; Agaricomycetes; Agaricales; Agrocybaceae
Exons: 10
Coding region: 1-1425 (474 amino acids)
Source: RefSeq, a predicted model, not a curated record
AUGGCAGGCGCUGUGUUUUGGCUUGCUUUGUGGGUGGCCACAGGAGUAUCUGUCGUUCAGUCAACAUUCGUUACACCUAACUUACCACUGUCGUUUCUCUUCUCUUGGGGCGAUCCAACCGCGCCAUUUCCUGUGACCGUAACAGAACAAUGCGAGACCCUUCAUAUCACAUGGUCUCGAAGCUCUGCGACUGGGCCUAACCCAAGCGCUCCAUAUUUUCUUCAUGUAUACACAUCAAACUUUAUCCAACCUUUUAUCAUUCCAGCCGGAAGUCAACUUAGCUUCGACUGGACGGUUCCAUUUGCUCCAGGAACUAUAUUUGAUAAUUUCGGAAACACUGGCGGCUGCCAGGACAGGUACACCGUCAUCGCCCCGAGUUCACCACCUACAUGCACAAACGUGACUUUUUCCCCACAACUAGAGGUCUCUGCGUUAGUGAGCAACGGGAACUUAUCCCAAUACGGGUUCAUAGACCAGUGUACAGAUAUAUCUGUGACCCCGACCUCGGGGAGUCCCCCAUUCACCUUAACAGUUGCGCCGGCUCUCCACCCUCCUUAUAACAUCACGUCACAGAACAUGCAGCCCAUCAAUUGGACUGUCAGCCUUAGCUGGGCAUCUCCGUUCUUCAUCAGUUUGGCGGAUUCAAAGGGAGCGCUAUGGUCGAACGGGCCUCUUCAUGCAGGGAGCGGCGUGUCUAGUGCAUGCCUUGCCGGCAAUGUGACUGUUAGUCAUAAUGUUAAAGUUCCGGUUGCUGUAGGGGCAAGUUUUGCCACAUUGUUCUUGGGGGCUUUUCUAGCGGCAGUCGGAUUGUACGUUUUGUCUCGACGGCGUUCCAAGGCCAAUGAACAGGUGGCUUCACCUGUCUUAUCGCGCUGGGCAGAGGGAAACUCGGAGCUUGGGCAGAGCCCCGCAGAUCAACAGGUGUACCCAUUUAGGCUCUCUCAAGCUGGAUAUCAAGGAUCCCGAAAUGAGGCAACUUUGAGAACGAAAAUUCAGAUUCCUCAACCGAGUUGGCUCCGCAAUCGGAGGACUCUGUUUGAACGGCCCCCUAGCUACCCUCAGGAAUACUCCCCAUCCGAUAGCGAUCUUCUCAGCAGGACAGCUGGUGGGGGUACAUUCCCUGGAACCCUCACCUCAAUCACCUCCCCUGGUACAAUCACGUCGCCUGGCACACUCACGUCGCCUGGUACACUCACAUCGUCUGGCGUACUGACAUCGCUUGGUGCACGCACGUCGCCUGGCACAGUCGAAUCACCUGGCGCGAGUACAUCACCCAGCCAUUUAUCAGCUGUGUCGAGAAACGCGAAUAGUGAAAAAUCAUCCUUGUUUUUGGAUGGAGAAGACCGACAUUAUGAUCCUCUUGGCCCUUUGAGGAUGACCCGAUCAAAACGUAGUCCAACCAUAAGUCGAGGAUUUUCUGAAUAA